AGAACUAUUUAGCCAAUGCAUAUCAACUUCUCCCUUUGAGCCUCAUUUAUUAUCACAUUCCAUUUAACCAUUUUUUUGUUGAAGAAAAUUAUUAUCAAUGGCAAAUUUGAUUUCAAAAUCAACAAAAUUUAACCAUUUUCUUCUAAACACAAGGGUUCGUUUCUUCUCACCAUUUACAACUUCUUCCGGCAACGGCGGUGGUGGUUUUAUUAAGCCGACGGGGAGUUUUUCCGGCGAGUCUGCCGCCAUUUUUCGGCCGGAACGUUACCAGUCCGGUAAAGCUGGAGAGCAGCUAGAUACAAUUGACUAUGAAGAAGUUGAAAAUCAGGUGAUGGAUUUUCCUGGUGGAAAAGUUCCAAUUACUUCUCAAAUGAAGUUUAUUUCGGAGUCGUCUGAAAAGAGAUUACCUUGUUAUAGAGUUCUUGAUGAUGAUGGUUAUCCACUUCCAGGGACAAUCUUUGAGGGGGUCAGCAAAGAAUUGGCAAUAAAGAUGUAUAGUUCAAUGGUGACACUUCAAACUAUGGAUACCAUUUUUUAUGAAGCACAAAGGCAGGGGAGGUUGUCUUUUUAUCUCACAACUGCUGGAGAAGAAGCUAUCAACAUAGCAUCUGCUGCUGCUCUCUCCUUAGACGACUUCGUGUUACCUCAGUACAGGGAAGUAGGGGUUAUAUUAUGGCGCGGUUACCCCUUGGAACAGGUUGCCAAUCAAUUGUUCGGAAACAAGUUUGAUUAUGGAAAAGGAAGGCAAAUGCCAUGCCACCAUGGUUCUAAUGAGCUCAAUUACUUAACUGUUUCUUCGCCAAUCGCAACACAGAUUCCUCAGGCCGUGGGCGUUGCUUAUUCCCUCAAAAUGGAAAAAAAGGAGGCUUGCGCGGUCACUUACUUUGGAGAUGGUAGCACCAGUGAGGGAGAUUUCCAUGCUGCAUUAAACUUUGCAGCGGUACUGGAUGCUCCUGUUGUCUUUAUAUGCCGCAACAAUGGAUGGGCCAUUAGCACUCCUAUAAACCAACAAUUUCGAAGUGAUGGAAUCGCCUCUAAAGGACAAGCGUAUGGUAUUAGAAGCAUUCGUGUAGAUGGCAACGAUGCCUUGGCAACUUAUAGUGCUAUUCGUGCAGCUCGCAAAAUGGCAAUUAAGGAACAAAGGCCAAUAUUAGUAGAGGCCAUGACAUAUAGAGUAGCUCACCAUUCAACAUCUGAUGAUUCAACCAAGUAUCGACCCGUGGAGGAAAUCGAACACUGGAAAACAGAAAAAAGUCCAAUAUCAAAAUUCAGAAAAUACAUUCAAAGAAAUGGCUGGUGGAAUGAUGAAAAUGAAUCGGAACUUCGCGGAGACAUCAGAAAACAGGUGUUGGAAGCUAUUCAAGCAGCAGAGAAGGUGGAGAAACCUUCAUUGACAGAUUUGUUUACAGAUGUUUAUGACAAAAUGCCAUUAAAUCUUCAAGACCAAGAGAAAUUUGUUAAGGAUGCUGUUAGAAGAUUCCCAAAAGAAUAUCCUUCUGAUGUUCCUAUAUAAGCUUAUAGUGU
Solanum verrucosum is the source of this 1524-nucleotide messenger RNA. Its product is annotated as 2-oxoisovalerate dehydrogenase subunit alpha 1, mitochondrial-like. Gene Ontology annotation, biological process: branched-chain amino acid catabolic process. The coding region runs from base 98 to 1513 and encodes 471 amino acids. The transcript is spliced from 9 exons. Gene Ontology annotation, molecular function: oxidoreductase activity, acting on the aldehyde or oxo group of donors, disulfide as acceptor. The record is from RefSeq and is a predicted model, not a curated record. NCBI's taxonomy places the organism in Eukaryota, Viridiplantae, Streptophyta, Magnoliopsida, Solanales, Solanaceae.